AGAGCUGGUUUGUUGAUCGAGAGAACGGAGAUGGAGAGAAAGACGAAAGAGAUGGAGAAGUUGUGCCGGAGGUGCAAGGCAAGCUACAGAGAUUCCUCGAACAAUGCUUCCUCUUGCCGUUUUCAUCCUUCCUUCUUCGUUUGUCGUCGCCACGAUGACCAGAAAAGGUACUAUGAAUUGGGACCAGAAGAUCCACCAUACGCAGCCAAGUUCUACGAUUGUUGCGGGGCAGAGGAUCCUAAUGCACCUGGUUGUCUCACCAGUCCUCACAUUUCAUAUGACGACUGAUUUUGUGACUCAAGUCUCUCUCUCUCUCUCACAAGCCUGUGUUUUUUUUUCUUUCUAUAAACAUCAUGUAAAUAAUCUCAUGUACCAUAGUAGUGUUCAUCUCGUGGAAUGGAAUAAUUGGCUUGUGGUC
This is a messenger RNA of Raphanus sativus (radish), 418 nucleotides long. RefSeq lists its product as uncharacterized. The transcript has 2 exons. The record is from RefSeq and is a predicted model, not a curated record. The coding region runs from base 31 to 288 and encodes 85 amino acids. NCBI's taxonomy places the organism in Eukaryota, Viridiplantae, Streptophyta, Magnoliopsida, Brassicales, Brassicaceae.